AUGGGUUUGCUGCUGAAGCACCGAAUUCCAGAUGACACGGAAGUCACGGCGGCUGGCCUCCGGUUCUACUAUGGUGGGUAA
Messenger RNA from Eimeria necatrix, 81 nucleotides. RefSeq lists its product as hypothetical. The transcript has a single exon. NCBI's taxonomy places the organism in Eukaryota, Apicomplexa, Conoidasida, Eucoccidiorida, Eimeriidae. The record is from RefSeq and is a predicted model, not a curated record. Bases 1 to 81 code for a protein of 26 amino acids.